UGUGUGAGGUAUUUAUCUGACGUGGGGCAGCUUUAUGGACCAGAGAGCAUGCACAGCGCUGCCUCUGCGGACUGUCAAGGCUAGAGUGGCACUUCACUAGCUCUCGGAUACAAGUGUGCAGCCUUUUAUCUCCGGGGAAGGAGCUCAGCCGUUCGCCCCGUAAAACAUGCCCAAUUUCAAACUGAAUUACCCGAGGUACAGCAACUCGAACGCGGGGGAGCGGCGGAGGUGAACUUUCGAAUCGUCAAGAACUUCGUCGCGCCUGCGAAGGGCGCCGCGCAAGCAAUCCUGAAGGACCCGUUACGGGCCCACGGCGGCUCGGGCGUCCUCGGCGCGCGGGCGUUCAUGUUCGUGCAGGUGCCCACGGGCACGUCCGUCCUCGACGCGGGCGCGAAGCUCUUCGCCGGCCGGCCGGACGUCUGGGACACCUUCCAGUGGCGCAAGGCGACGUGCGGCCUCGCGGCCGUCUCGGGCAAGCCGGGCUUCUUCGAGUGCACCAAGACGCCGGCCGACGUCGGCAUGGCGGCCUACAAGGCCCACAUCAACGCCACCUACUCCAAGAUCAUCACGGCCGACGACGUCGCGCGCAUGCACGCCGAGAUCGAGGGCAGCAAGGAGAACGCGCCGCCCGCCGCGAAGAAGGCCAAGUACCUCAAGAUGCUGUCGGAGGCCAAGUAGGCGCUCUCGCUCUGGCGCGUUCGUCACGCGUCGCAAGGGCGCGGCGCUCAAGGCCCCUCCUAAGUCUUUCGUCUCUCUCAAGGAAAAGCUCGCGGA
This is a messenger RNA of Pelagomonas calceolata, 774 nucleotides long. Lineage: Eukaryota; Pelagophyceae; Pelagomonadales; Pelagomonadaceae. The record is from the annotation of a GenBank genome assembly.